UCUAAUUGCUCUUUUCGGUUUUCACAUGCUUUAGAAUAGAUUGAUAGCUGGAUAUACUUAAUGGAUGAAUCCAGAAAAAGAAAACCAAGUGACGAAAAUUUGUCGGAAGGGCCGGCAAAGGCGGGGACAUCGGGUGAGAAUGCCAAGGGCGAACUUGCAGUCUUUGAGGCAUUCCAGGAUAUUGGAGAAAAAACACUCCAGUCUUUACCAACUUCGAGCCUGAAAUUAGCUCCUGGAACGAAUGUAACAUUUGUGAAACAAAAUCUUCAAUAUGUUGUCAAAGGAGAUCAAGUAACAGCAAAGAAUCUCAUAUCAGGUUCCUCCAACAUCGAGGUGGUGAAUCAAGAAGGUUCAACUGAAUCAGGCUCUAAAUCUGAAGAUCCAAACCCAAUCCCAGAUUCUGUUCAACUGAGUGAUUCCAUCUUUUUGCUCCAUAAAGAAAAAAUUAACAAAUUAGGAAAUGUCUGUAAGGGUGUACAAAUACAUCACGAUUUCGGCAAAACUCCCAUUGCUAUCAAAAGUAUUAGUCAUUCCGAGAAAAAUGAAAUGGAGGCAAAAAUCCUUGUUAAGCUUUGCCCUCACCCUAAUGUUGCCCAAGUUAUUAAAUCUGGGGUUUAUGAUGUCGGUCAUUUGAAGUACAUCUAUAUUGCCAUGGAAAUUUGUGGCACUCAAAAUUUGACACAGUACAUGAAAAGUAGGAAAGAGAAACAAAGUCCCAUUGUUAAAUUGAGGCAAAUACGCCAGCUUGUGGACGGCAUUGUCCACAUUCAUAAAAAUGAAGUCAUUCAUCGUGAUUUAAAACCUGAUAAUAUACUGUUUUCGACCGAUGAAAACUAUCUUAAAAUCAUAGAUUUUGGACUCAGUAAGCAAAUGACCAGUGGUAGAUCUGUUACUAAUUUAAGCACUUUACGUGUUGGCACUGAUGGCUGGAGGGCCCCAGAAACCUACAACUCAAACGUAAUUUCCAAAGCAACUGAUGUUUACUCCCUGGCCCUUAUUAUACAUUUCAUUGAGACUGAUGGGCAUCACCCAUUUGGUGAUGACCCAGAUGAAUGGAAUGCUAAUAUCAAGAAGAAUCGUGGGUUGGAUUUGAGCAAACUAGAGGCUGACAGUGAGAUAUAUCGUUUGCUAAGAUGGAUGCUCAGCUCCAAACCGCAAGACAGGCCAACUGUGGAUGAAGUCCAGAAGCAUAAGUACUUCGGAGGGGAGGUUGCUGGUCCAAGUUCUGCUGUCAACAAAGAGAGUCAAGAGAUUGAAGCAAGAAUGGAAAAAAGACGCCGGGCAAUAGAGAAAGAAUAUUCUGAAAAAAUCAAGGCCCUGGAAGAAGAAAUGAAGCAAGAAAAGGAUGAGGUGGCUCGGAAAGCACAGCAAGAAGAGCUUAAUAAGUUGAUGGAGAUGAUGAAUGACACAGAAUAUUUGUACUAUGAAGACUACUCACCAGACUACUCACCAGAUUAUGAUUGGUUGUAUGAUGAUGAUGACAUGGGUCAGUUUAUGCAAAAUAUGGAUUUCUGA
This is a messenger RNA of Styela clava, 1515 nucleotides long. Lineage: Eukaryota; Metazoa; Chordata; Ascidiacea; Stolidobranchia; Styelidae. The record is from RefSeq and is a predicted model, not a curated record.